AUGGAUUCUACAAAGCACCGUGGUUUUGAUGCCUUGCCAAACGAGCUUCUCUACGACAUUUUGCACUCCUUCACCACAAAGAAUGUCUUGACCUUUGCUCCAGUCUCGCGUAGAUUCCAUUCAAUUUGUGUCAGAAUCCUGCAGAAUCGCCUGACAGCUGCUGCGACUCUGCUCGACCACAUCUUGAUGCUCGAGUUAUAUCCACCAAGUGCCAGAUUGACGGCCGGUAAGCUGUUCUGCACAUCGCUCGGUACCUCAGGUCUGGACGACAAGUCCAUCGAGAGCCUUUCCGACUCGGCAAAAAUCGGCCAUCUGGGGAAAGCUGUGUAUUCCAGAUUCAGACCUCAGCACCAAGAGGUGCGAAGACCGUCUCUCAAACAUCCUGCUGGGGACAUACCAGGCUCAAGGACUCAUCCAACUUCUGCUGACCCAGGUAUUCACGUCCACAAUACAGAAAGUAACUUAGUGUCUCAACAAGUAUCUCUGGACGCGGACGAGCUGUUCACUCAACUGAUCGCAACUCUUAUGCUAGUGAAGCCCGGACCACGCCCAGACACGAUACUUACGGCUGUCGAGGUCUGCGAAGGUACUAUCAGAGUCUGGAGAGACUGGCUGGCUACACAGACCAAAGCGGACGCCCACUUGACUUCUUCUAGCCCUCCAGCAGAUGAUUCAUCUAUUCUUUGGGUUAAUACAGCCGAUCAAGCUGGUGGAGUCAAGUUUAGAGUCAAAGAAAGAAAGUGGAAGAGAGAUAACCCUGUUUUGUUUUCUUCAGAAGAGGAAGUUGCAGUCUCGUAUACGGUUGAUCUUGAAGAGGUUGUAUUGAGGACGUCGCACUUGUUGUUCGUGGUGGAGGAGUCGUUGAGAGAACAGCACGAACCACUGAGUAGGCAACUGUACUUCAGACCAGUCUGA
Molecule: messenger RNA, 915 nt
Organism: Aureobasidium vineae
Lineage: Eukaryota; Fungi; Ascomycota; Dothideomycetes; Dothideales; Saccotheciaceae
Source: the annotation of a GenBank genome assembly